AGUUGCCGUAGCGGAGCCCUCUGGCUCUGGGCGAGAGUGUGAGUGGCUGGGAGCCGCCGGCGGAGCCGCGGACGGUUUGCUGAGCCCGUUAGUGCCGCCGCCAUGUCCCGCUACCUGCGCCCCCCCAACACGUCUCUGUUCGUCAGGAACGUGGCGGACGACACCAGGUCUGAAGAUUUACGUCGGGAAUUUGGUCGUUAUGGUCCAAUAGUAGAUGUUUAUGUUCCACUUGAUUUCUACACUCGACGGCCAAGAGGAUUUGCAUAUGUUCAAUUUGAGGAUGUUCGUGAUGCUGAAGAUGCUUUACAUAAUUUGGACAGAAAAUGGAUUUGUGGGCGUCAGAUUGAAAUCCAGUUCGCACAGGGGGAUCGGAAGACACCAAAUCAAAUGAAAGCCAAGGAAGGGAGAAAUGUGUACAGCUCUUCACGAUAUGAUGAUUAUGAUCGAUAUAGACGUUCUCGGAGCCGAAGUUAUGAAAGGAGGAGAUCAAGGAGUCGCUCUUUUGAUUACAACUAUAGAAGAUCUUACAGUCCUAGAAACAGUAGACCGACUGGAAGACCACGGCGUAGCCGAAGCCAUUCCGACAAUGAUAGAUUCAAACACCGAAAUCGAUCUUUUUCAAGAUCUAAAUCCAAUUCAAGAUCACGGUCCAAGUCCCAGCCCAAGAAAGAAAUGAAGGCUAAAUCACGUUCUAGACCAAACUGCAGCUGGAAUACCCAGUACAGUUCUGCUUACUACACUUCAAGAAAGAUCUGAAAGCGGAAAAAAGAACCAAAGAAGGGCAGUUCAAGCGACCAAAGGGUGGGUGGAAGGUGCUGCAGUAUGAAUACUGUACGAAUAUUUUGACUCUGGUCUGAAAAGAUAAAAGAAUUAUCGAAAACUACAUGGAAUAAUUGAAGUCCCUUCAAGUUUGAAAGUAAGCAUUUUAGGACAAAUAAAAGGAAAUUCAACUUUGUACUUGUGGAAACUAAUCCCUAAAUAUGAACAGAUAUAUAUUGACUCACGGGUGGCAGAUCCAGGAUAACUUACUGGUAACUAGGAUGUCUGAAUAUCAGGAAGACAGCCAUAGUCUCUUAACAGUGCCUCUCUUGGUCUGUCUCAAACUAAAUUGAAUGGUAAAGGUAUGGUCCAAUACAAAAUUUUUCUUGGUUAUCUUAAAAAUCAGUUCCACUUAACGCCAGUGUUGGCAGGUCUUGCCUUUGUUUAUUCCAGUGCCAGUAUUUUCUGCUUAACUGUUUGUUUUGUUGGCAUCUGAGUUUUAUUUACGUGUAUACCAUGUAUAGUUUACAUCUAACCACUCCUUCCCGGGUUAAUUCCACUUAUACUUGACAUCCAACCAUGAGGGCCCAUCUCUUUCUCACCUCUUGCCUAGACAGUAUGUUCAACAGAUAUUUAUUGAAUCCUUACUGUGGGCAAAACAUACUGGAUAAUUGGAGAAGAAUAGAUAAUUACUUUAGUAAGUACAUACUGAGCACAAUCUAGUGAGUCAUUAUAGUAUGGCCACAUUUUGAAGUGUAUUAUGGCGAUUUUUCAUAUCAUUCAUAUUCUAAUGUAAUUAUAAAACUACUAUCAAAGAUAAGUAAUUUUAUGGUUGUCUGCCAUUUAAAAUUAUCUAGUAUUUGUAUUCCAUGACUACAAAUAAGAAAACCUGUGAUAAGCAGAUUUACUGUGCAGUGAUUAAUAUGCUAGAGUAAUAACUAAAUUGUUCACUCCUGGCUCAGUCAAACAAAUAGAUAAUCCCCAGAAUAACAAGUAUUUAACUUUGCAUUAAAGCAGACCCUGGGUGCUAUAAUUAGAUUAUUUUGAGGCAGACAGCUGUUACCCCAGUGACUUAGUAUAUUCUGUAUUGGGAAAAAAAUGUUUACCAGAUUAGACUUUUAGUGAUAUACUUGUACAUUUUAUAGGGGACAUACUCUGUGUAUAGGUGAUAACUUUGUAGUGUCACAAAAUGUUUUUGAUUCCUUGGCUCCUUGUUAGGAUAUGAACCUGUUUAUCAACAUUGAUUCCAUCACAUUUGAAUUUUUGUUGUAUUUUUGCCACAUUUAAAAUUGUCAAAAAUCUGAAAUCUGGAAACAGUGUAAAGCCUUUUAUAGCAAUUUUUAAAAUGUAAUAGGAUUACACAUAAAUGAAGGGAGGUAAAAUGAAGGUUAUUUUGUGUUAAACUUUUCAGCCUGCCCAAACUUAAAAAGGCAGCAGGUACCAGGUGAGAAUUACAAAUUUUGGCUUCAUUUUUGUUGCUGUUUUUAUUUUGAAUCAAGUUGGAAAUGCUUUUAUAGUUUUAUUUUCAAGGACACAAUAAAAAUUGAUAAAAACUGAAUUUAGCAUUUAUUUCAAGAUUAUAAAUCACAAAAUGUGUUUUUUAGCAUUACAUAAUUAGCAUUGGAUUGGUUUUAAAGAUAGAAGUUCUGUGUAUUUCACAGUUAUCUGUGCAAUUCGUAGGUGUUUUGUUCUCUACUUCCCCUCGCCAUUUCCUUUCAAAUUGAACUUAAGGCCUUCCAGAGGAGAGAAUGGAGUGUGUUUACAUGAGGGUUUGAUUUGGUUUGCUUUUUUAAUUGUACUAUUUGGAUUUCUUUGCUUUUAGGGGUUUCAUUUACCAGAAUUACCUUGUUUGUUUACAAGUACAAUAACCGUACUUGACAGUUGUUAAGAUUUUAAGUAUGGUAAAUUAGAAAGGGCCCCUGUGGUUUGGGUAGCUGUAGAGUUAAAUUGUUUUAGCCUGUCUAUUGUGGUUUCCGUGUAUAUUAAAGGCUGCCGAUAUACUAAGCACUUGCUGUGCCAAGUUGUAUGUUUUUCAGCUAUUCCUAUUUAACUUUCAAAAGCAUCACUUGUCUUCUGUGGGAUGCCCAAUAUGUGGACAGAGAUUUUUGCAUACAUACUCCUUACACCUUCUUCAACUUUACUAGGUAAAAUGUAGAUUAAGUGUAUUCUAAGAUUUAUAGGCUGUCUGGAGCUUGGGUACUCCACACUGGCUUUUCCAAAUUUCAGUAUCUUUGGAGUAUUUUUGUGCUACCCUUUUUUUUUUUUAAGUUUGUUUUUAUAAAACACUAAGAUUAAAGAAUGUAGAGUAGCCAGGACUCCGGGGAUCAUCAAAGUCCUUAUAAAGGAAAUUUUCAGAGGGAAAUGUCCUCAAUUUUCAAGGAUCUGAUAGAUGAACUUUAAUUAAAGAACUUUGUCUUCAACUAGUUUUGCCAAGAUUAUCCUAUGGAAGACUUUCUCUUAGUGUUUUCCUGUCUCUUCUUUCAGCAGUGUUGGUUAUUAAUGUUUGUGUAUUUGUAAAGUUGGUUCGCGUGUAGGCAUGUAAAUUUUCAUUAGUAACAGUAUGUGAAAGGUCUUUCUUUGUAAUUCAGUUUUUUGCAGGUCAUAUUUCUUUGAAUGCUGGAGAGUAAAAUAAACUGGUCUAGGUGCUUUUAAAAAAA
Messenger RNA from Microtus ochrogaster (prairie vole), 3416 nucleotides. It is a transcript of the gene Srsf10, whose product is annotated as serine and arginine rich splicing factor 10. Gene Ontology annotation, molecular function: RNA binding. The record is from RefSeq and is a predicted model, not a curated record. Lineage: Eukaryota; Metazoa; Chordata; Mammalia; Rodentia; Cricetidae.